Ixodes scapularis (black-legged tick) is the source of this 1363-nucleotide messenger RNA. RefSeq lists its product as uncharacterized. The record is from RefSeq and is a predicted model, not a curated record. NCBI's taxonomy places the organism in Eukaryota, Metazoa, Arthropoda, Arachnida, Ixodida, Ixodidae. The annotation marks the transcript as partial. The transcript has a single exon.
GGGGCUUCAGUGAAUCCAUCCAAAUGCAACGGAUUCUGGUGCGGUUCCUGGGCCACAAAACCUCGUUUUUUUGCAGGGAUAGAGUGGAAUCAGGGUCCGAUCACAUAUCUCGGAGUACCGCUCUCACAAAUUCGUAGUAGCUCGACCUACUGGUCCACCCUUGCGACCACACUGAAAAGGAAGGCUGAUGCGUGGAAGGGUAGAGAUAUUUCCAUCUUUACUAGGGCAAGUGUCUGUAAUAUAUUCCUCGCUUCAAAGCUUAUGUACGUUCUUCAAGUGCUUCAUUGCGCUCGAACAGACAUCCAAAAAUUCCAUAGAAUAUUCGCCACUUUGAUAUGGUGCUCAACGUGGGAACGUGUUAAAAGGGACAACCUAUUCCUCCCUCUCGAAUCCGGUGGUUUAGGACUGUGUCACAUAUUUGUCCGCCAGUUAGUGUCAAGAUUCUUUUUCUUUAAAAAUGCCAAUCACGAGUUUCUUAGAGUUAUACUCCAAUCACGCCUUGCUGAGAGUUUAAAUUAUCUUGUUGUUUCAACUGGCGAAACGUCGAAAAAUAGGCCCUGGGGAUUUUUAAAGGAAGUUGUCGAUACCUUAAAUUUCCUGAAAACACGGUUUUCAUUGGAAUAUUUGUUUAGCGUGUCCAGGAAGACACUGUCAAGGAAUAUUACGGAAAGCUUGUUUUCACUACCACUCUAUCGUACCCGUUUCACGCUAGAACCCAUCAAUGAUGUUCUCAAAAGAGUCAAAAAAAUGGGCGUGCCUCCCUCAACCAAGACGUUCUUCUUCAAAUUGCAUACAUCAACCCUACCAGUAAAAACUUACCUCCAGGAAAAAGGAAUAUUUGUACCGUGGACUGUUAAUUGCAGACUCUGUAACAAGCCAGAGACCAUAGAGCACUGUUUUAUUUAUUGCAACGACGCGUUUUUGUUUUGGAAUGUUCUACAACGCACGCUAAAGAAAGAUCUAAUUCUUAAUGACUACAGUCUCCGCUUCCUCCCGUUCGCUGAGAAAGAAACCGUCCCGUACGACAUGUUCGCUCUGUUGGGACUUCAUAGUCUAUGGAAAUGUCGCAUGAUCGACAGACACGCAGAGAAACCCCGUACGACAAAAUCUCUUUUUCUAGAACUGGUAGCGCAAGUGAGGAGCGUAUACGCUUCACCUCACAGCCAACCAGAGUGGUUUGCCCUGUUCGAUGCAUGUCUGGGUCUCCCAGAUUUCUGAAUGCUCUAUUGACGAUAUAUCCUUCUGUGACCAUUGUGUUACACUCGUCGACGCAAUUUCUGUCUCAAUUUAUCACAUCCACUGGCCACAUGUAUAAGAUGCCAUAUAUAAGGUGUGUGUGUGUGACAUUGGUAUGUAAAUAAGG